AUGCUCAGGCUGGAGACCAUCCUGUGCACUUUCUCUGUGCUCUAUGUGGCGGCGAGGGCAGAUUUGAAAGCGCGGAAUUGCAGCGAGGUGAGGGAGGCGUGCGUCGGGAAAGGCUUCAGCUUCGCACAUGUUCCUCUCCAGGAGAUCCCAGGUGAACAUCUUCGUGUAUGUCGUCAAGGAAACACGUGUUGCACCCAGGAGAUGGAGGACACGUUUGGCCAACAGAGUAAACAGGACUUUGAAAAUCUGACCGAUGAAACGAGUCAUGAAUUGAGGAGCACCUUUGUUUCCAGACACAAGAGAUUUGACGAAUUCUUCCUGGAGCUGCUGGAGAACACGGAGCGGUCCCUGAACGAGAUGUUUGUGAGGACAUACGGGAAACCCUACAUGCAGAACUCGGAGGUCUUUGAGAACCUGUUUGCUGAGCUGAAACGCUAUUACACCGGAGGGAAUGUUAACCUGGAGGAAAUGCUUAAUGACUUUUGGUCGCGGCUACUGGAGCGUAUGUUCACGCUGCUCAACUCCCAGUAUGUCAUCACUGAGGACUAUCUGGAGUGUAUCAGUAAGUACACCGACCAGCUCAAGCCCUUUGGAGACGUGCCCAGGAAGCUCAAGGCUCAGGUUACGCGGGCAUUCAUCGCCGCUCGCACAUUCGUCCAGGGGCUCUCUGUCGGCCGGGAGGUGGCACAGAGAGUGUCAAAGGUCAGCAGCACCCCAGCUUGUAUGCGAGCGCUGACAAAGAUGCUUUACUGCCCUUUUUGUCAGGGCAUGCCAGCAGUUAAACCCUGUAAGAACUACUGCCUGAAUGUCAUGAAGGGCUGCCUGGCCAAUCAGGCGGACCUGGAUCCAGAGUGGAACCAGUACAUUGAUGCCAUGCUGCUGGUGGCGCAGAGGCUGGAGGGACCUUUCAACAUUGAAUCCGUCAUGGAGCCUAUUGAUGUCAAGAUUUCCGAGGCCAUCAUGAAUAUGCAAGAGAACAGUGCCCAGGUCUCCUACAGGGUUUUUCAAGGUUGUGGCCAGCCGAAGCCCGCAGGAAUGACUAGGUCUACCCGUGGUGUUUCGGAUGUGUUCAACGCCCGCUUCAGGCCGUACAGCCCGGAGGAGCGGCCUACCACUGCAGCUGGCACAAGCCUAGACAGACUGGUGGUUGACAUAAAAGAGAAGUUGAAGCUGUCCAAGAAAUUUUGGUCCGACCUGCCCGAGGCGAUGUGCGUGGAGGACAGAGUGACCGCCGGAAAUGCCAGCGAUGAGGAGUGCUGGAAUGGACACGCCAAGGGCAGGUACUUCCCUGAAGUCCAAAAGGACGGACUGACCAACCAGGUGAAUAACCCGGAGGUGGGCGUGGACAUCACCCGCCCAGACACCUUCAUCCGCCAGCAGAUCAUGGCUCUGAGGGUGAUGACCAACAAACUGAGAAACGCCUACAACGGCAAUGAUAUCUACUUUCAAGACUCGAGUGAUGAGGGCAGUGGCUCAGGCAGUGGCAGCGGCUGCACAGAAGUCUGCCCCACGGACAUGGACGGCGCUGCCACCGAAGCCCCCCCAGUGGUGAAAGCCGACCGAAGCGGGCCCGUGGGUGACUCCGGCCCGCCUCACGCACCCUCUGUAGCCUUGCCAACCAUGCUGGCCUUGUCAGCCCUGGCACUCCACCGACAAUGGAGAUAA
Molecule: messenger RNA, 1665 nt
Organism: Limanda limanda (common dab)
Lineage: Eukaryota; Metazoa; Chordata; Actinopteri; Pleuronectiformes; Pleuronectidae
Product: glypican-6-like
Exons: 9
Coding region: 1-1665 (554 amino acids)
Biological process (GO): regulation of signal transduction; cell migration; regulation of protein localization to membrane
Cellular component (GO): extracellular region; cell surface; synapse
Source: RefSeq, a predicted model, not a curated record